GAUGCAGAGAAGGGGGGGGGGGGGAGGCAACGAGAGAGGCGAAGUAGCAAAGGGCAGAUGAGGAGAAGAAGGGAGAGAGAAAUCUCCGAAUGUCUAUCUCCUUGUUCUCCAUUUAGUGAACUCGUCGUGUUUCACAGAUAAUGUCCGAGAAUGUCUAUUUCUGGGACUCUGAGCAACUAUUACGUGGACUCCAUCAUAAGUCAAGACAGCGGUGAACUCCCGACCCCAGCUCAUUUUCCCAGCGUCCAAUAUUCCGGCUCAAGCUCUGCUGCUGUAGCGGGGGGAAGACAGCCCGGCUCCGCAGCACCGUCGGAGCAUCCGAUCCCCGACUCGUAUCCAUCCUGCAGCUUCCAGCCAAAGCCUCCGGUCUUCUCAUCACCCUGGAGUCCCUUCAGUCCGCACCACCAUGGCGCGAGCGGUCUUCCGACGGUCUUUCACCCAUACCUACAGACGCAACACGUCCCUUCCACGGACAAUCGCUACCUCCGCACAUGGCUGGAAUCCGCACCGCGAGGCUCCGACGGCUUACCGGGCCAGCAGGGUCAGAGCGGCCAUGUCAAACUGGAGCCCCAGAUCAGCCACCUAGGCGUGGAAACCCCACCCAAAAUGCAGCUGGAGAGCACCACAUACAUCCUGGAGUCCAGAUCCACGGCACCACCGGCCGCCAUCCCCGGUGCGGGUUUCGGAGAAAACAACGACUCUUGCGAAGGGAGCGAAGACAAAGGGGGCCUAGAUCAAAACGACCCCUCCGCCAACUGGUUACACGCGCGCUCCUCCAGGAAGAAGAGGUGCCCGUAUACCAAAUAUCAGACGCUGGAGCUAGAGAAGGAAUUCCUGUUCAACAUGUACCUGACGCGCGACCGGCGUCAUGAAGUGGCCAGAGCACUUAACCUGACCGAGAGACAGGUGAAGAUCUGGUUCCAAAACAGGAGGAUGAAAAUGAAGAAACAGAGCAAGGAUCAACCCAAGGAUUAACAUAAUUUGCACAAGCGUGUGCAUGCACUUAAACUACCGUACAGACGGACUUGGUCCACGCUCACACUUAAAGAGAACGCAGAGUCAACGUUGUAUGAUUAGUACACUCUAAUAACAGUUGGGUGAAAAACAACCCAAUUUGGUUGAAUUUUAACCCAAUUACUGGGGGAAAAAGCGACCAACUACUACUUCGGUCACUUUGACCGGGGUUAUUCAUUUGGCCCAACGUCUUGGUUUAAAUGAGAAACCCAAAUUGGAUAAAUUAAAAUAACCUGACAUUGCAGUACAGACCAAAUUUUACAGGUGGUGAAAUUAUCCUUUAAUAUACUGUAUACUACCAAAAGUUUAGUUACAGUUUACUGACUACAAUGUAGGGUUACUGAAAAAAAAGAAUAUUGAACACAGAUCUGUUGAAAAGAGGUGAAAUGGUCCUUCACUGACAAUUACAGUUUUAAAGCACUUCAUCCAUUUAGACUCAACCAAUUUUAAAAAUGGCUUCCAAAUAAAUCCUAAAAUUGAAAAAUUAUUUUGUCGACUGGACUGCUGUACAACAGUAUGACAGUAUGUGCUGUGUACGUGUGUCAUGGUCGCCCACCAUACAACUUUUUCAGCGUUGCGCAUGCGUGAUAAUAUCCAAUUAGGUAACUCAAAAACUCAACAAUGGGUUAAUUCGACCUAUCAAUUUGCUGACUCUCUGAAACUUAACCCAAGCAAUAUGACCUACUCAAAAUAACCCAGGAAUUGGGUUAACAUACAGGAUUAGCCGGUAUUACCCAAUAAAUGGUUAAUUUCUCCCAACAAUUUGGUUACUCCAAGAAAAAUAACCCAAAAAUUCGACCCAACACAAACAACCCAGGAACUGGCUUAAUGAAAUAACCCAAGUGUUUUUAGAGUGUAACAUGACCCGCAACCUCAAAGGAAAUAAGAAAACAUGACUGCUGAUUCCUUUCUGUUUCAUUUCCACCAAUGAUCAUUUUUGUUAGCUAUGCCUUACAGAAUAUCAAGUCUGCAAAGCUUGUGAAAAUUUUGAAUCAUUAUCUUCUUCAAAAUUGACGGGUACAGUAUAUCCUCAUGGAAAGAGAUCUGGAUUUGGACAGAAUAUGACACGUCCAUGCACUUUUAGUAUUUACUGUCGUGUCACUCGCAUCAAGGCGCAUGAGGUGCUGAAACCAGGGUUUCACGUGGUCAUCAAUAACACACAUGCAGACUAUGACACUCACUAACGCGAGUGUUUAUCUUUUGCAUGGGCUUAUUCUUUUUCUAAUAAUUCCAUUAGAAUGGACCAGUUGGCACACGUUGAUACAUACUCUCAGUUUAGUCUUUGCAAUGAACAGAUUUUGUGUUGUAUCAUCUUACAAAUGGACAGCUAAAAAGCUGUUGCAAAUGUAAUCUUAUCGACCCGUUCUUGAGUCGCUGUGGCAGGCACUCAUUUACAUAAAUUAUAAAUUAUUGAUGUUUCAUUUGUUGGAAAAUGUAGAUUUAAAAAAAUCUCGUUGUUGUGAGCCACAGAGGUAAUGUGUCAGUCUUUGGUUUGCCCAGGCCACAUACAAGGGCUGUUAUGUUUGGGGCCUGUCUUUAAAAGGAGAUGCUGAUUUCACAUUGUAGUACAAGCGAACCACACAUUGAAAUAAAUGAAAUAAUCUUUAUUCAAUGUCACUGUUGCAUUUUAAUAAAGGCGCUCUAUUUUUAUACACUAAAUAUGUUACAUCUGCUAUGCAAGUAAUUUCAAAAUGCAACAUCAGACUGAAGAAAGGGCCAAUACUUUUAAAGUAUAUUUAUCAAUCGCCUUAUCAAUGUUAUUUUUCUGAUAAUGUCAUGUUUGGGGCUGUAUAAGUCAACAUCAUUCAACUAAAUCUACACCAGUUUUAUUGAUCUGAGAGCUGAUGAAAAAGGCCACGUUAGAAGGUCAUCUUGUUUUAUGAUAUUUGAAGUGUCAUCGUAUUUAAAUGGCAUUCGGUGGCAGUUUUACGGGCGGACCAUAAACAAGACAUUGCAGCGUUGAAGACAAGGCUCUUGUCCAUUACAAGUCUUUACAAAGACAAGCGCUCGAUACAGACACUUGAUGCACAGCGUCACAUCCUAUUUCAGGUUUAAAUGUUUAUGUUGUUUAUGCAUGCUUCAAAUCGCUCUUAUAUCUCGUCAACUCUUUGUAAGUGGCGAAAAUUCGACAGGAAAAUGCUUGCAAAAGAUUUACCAUAUUAAAACUGUUUAAGAAUGUGAUUGUUCUAAUUUAUUGUACAUAACGUGAGUAACUUCUCUUUUUGAGAAUGAGUCAAAUUGUCUAAAUUUGUCCUCUUGAGAAACCGAAUCCUAAUUUCCUCUUCAAAUUGUCAGAUUGAUUUUUUCUUUUUUCUUUUUUCUUUGUUUUUUUUUAAUCUAAACUAUCUGUUCUCUAGUCAGUCAUGCUUCUGCAUGAUGUGAUUGAAAUUUGGACACUGAGAAGACGGUUUGACUGACAUAAAACAUUUAUUUAAUAUAAAGUAUACUUUCAAUUAUUUUCUCCCCUUUAACAAUGAGUCAUAUUUAAACUGUUAUGAUUGAAGGACAACGUUUACACUUUUUGAUAAAUAUGGAUUUCGCCAUUAUAGUUUUAAAUGGGGCAAAUGUAAUCUACGGUUGACAAGUGUCCCGCUUAAUUUGGAGUUAGUUUUCAAGUCCCUUCAUGAAUGUCAUCGUCUUUCCUUUUUUCAGUGUUGUCACUUGUUUCUCUAAUGCUGAAUUUCUAUUAAAGAAGAGACUUAAUUA
Messenger RNA from Phyllopteryx taeniolatus (common seadragon), 3720 nucleotides. It is a transcript of the gene hoxb9a, whose product is annotated as homeobox B9a. NCBI's taxonomy places the organism in Eukaryota, Metazoa, Chordata, Actinopteri, Syngnathiformes, Syngnathidae. The coding region runs from base 151 to 975 and encodes 274 amino acids. Gene Ontology annotation, biological process: proximal/distal pattern formation; embryonic skeletal system morphogenesis; regulation of transcription by RNA polymerase II. Gene Ontology annotation, cellular component: nucleus. The record is from RefSeq and is a predicted model, not a curated record. Gene Ontology annotation, molecular function: RNA polymerase II cis-regulatory region sequence-specific DNA binding; DNA-binding transcription factor activity, RNA polymerase II-specific. The transcript is spliced from 2 exons.